AAUACAUUUUUUUUCGGGAGAACCAAAGAAAUUAUUAAAUACGCAUUCUGCUGUAUAUAGUUAUUUUUACUUCCGGUAGAUCUACUGCACCUAAUUUUUCUGUAUAAGUACUUACUAAACAUAUUGUGCUCGCUGCGCAUGCAUUUUUCCACAUGUUAUUAUUUGAAUUUUUAAAAACGAUUUUGUUAGCAGCGCUUUCGUCCGCAGACGCCCUGAGAAUCAUAUUUUAUGUGCUGCUGUAACUUUAUUUGCGGUUCCGGGAGCAGAUAAAGCCUAUGGCUGCCCGGAAGUCUCUUCAACGCUCCGCACAAACCAAGAAAAGCCAGUCCAAGUUAGCCCUGAAUAAAAGUGGCAAUCCGGUAACAGACCGUGGAACUGCACCACUCUUUGCGCCGAUUAUUCCCAAGAAAUCUUUACCGUCGUUUCUUGAAACCGAUGACAUCCUCAAAACUGUAGCAUCAGCUAACCCACAGUAUUUUGACUGUAAAACCGCGGGGAAAAUAUGCAUAAAAGGGUCUGCCUUAAAUUCCAUGAGCGAAGGAGAACCUAAGCCAGACACUCCAAUAUCUGCACCUAUGGAGACGCAUGUGGACCAGACCAUACAUCAGCGCAAUCAGGCAAAACCUGCCGAAGCCGAGGUGAUGAAAACCUGGAACGAUUUCAAGGAACGUUUCCGUCAAGCAUUUGAAGACGGUCAAGGACGAGACAUGUGUUAUGCUAUUCGCCAGAUGGAAGACGACUGUGAGCACAUCGAGCGCACCUUAGUCAAUGCCCACAAGCGAAAGGUCAUGCUGCUUUACCACACAAAAUACCUAGCCCGAAUGUUGAGGAAGAAUUCCGUUCAGAUGAAACAUGCGAACAAAAUGGAAGAGUCAAUUGUCGCUACCAUUAAAGCUAUGUCAUUAGCGCAAAAUUCGAUAACUCACGAGACCAGCGUAAUCAACAUCGGCGUGCGUUCUCAGUUGCAACAAAUGCAAAACCAUUUUUGGCGGAAACUAGGGAUCCCACAAUCGAAACCAAACGAUACGAAACAAUUCACCGAUAAAUCAUUGGAAAAUGCCAGCACGAAACGCGAUAUGCCGCAGAUGGAAAAAGUCCGCAUGUUGCUCGAUCCUGCAAAUUUUGCUGCUAUUGCGGAUAAGUCCAAUGGACUACUUUUAGCUCAACACUACGUAAUUAAUUAUCUGAAACUCUGUUCGGAAAAUCAUCCUUGGAUGCAGAAUCUCCGAAUAAAUUUCCCGACGGAGAACGGUCUGAGCGAAACGAUGCAGCUGAAAGAUGUUCCCAUGUUUACUGAAGACAUGUCGGCCCUUUUUACCGGACUAAAGCCUAGUCUCGAGCCAAUAAAACUACUGGAAGAACAGUUUCCAAAUGGCGACCUCCGCCCAAUCGGCGAAAUAACCGAACUGGAACCAAUUGCCCCGUUUUUUGCAUCCGAAAUGUCUGAUUCCCAGAAGCCACACCCUGCAAAUCUUUUUCAGGCUAUCCACCUGGAUACACUUGCGAAUCGUUUAAAGAAGACACGAGGCGAAAGCGAUUUGUUGAGUUUUGAUGAGUUUGCCGCGAAGAAUUCGCAUUUGUUUCAGUUUAUCGAGCCGCCUCAUGUGUCACCCAAUCGACGCAGCACGGUGCCUUGGGAAGGAAAGGGCAAGUUAAUUACCAACAGUUCCAACUUUCACGGUCAGGCCGUAUCCGGAAGUAAUCUGCAAAUUGCUAAAUCUGCUCAGGAGGAAACGUCGACAAUGCAUCCGAAUGCUGCAGCGUCCAAAUCGGGAACAGCGCUCUAUACUAAGCCAACGUCGCCGGUUACCGAUCACCAAUAAAAUCCUGGAUAAACGGCACCUAUGCGCUCAUUCAGGCAGCUCACAAGAUUAUACGCUAUCUCUUCCAUCUGUGCACUGCCACUGUAAAACAUCGUAUUACAGAAUUAAUGUUGUUUGGAUUUUCUAUAAUAACUUUCUUCCUCAUUUUGCAGGGAUUUCAAAUACUCAACAUGCUAUCGUAGUGAGUGGCUUGAUGUGUUCUCCGGUUCUCCCUAUAAACUGAUUUUUGAAGGAUACACUAGCCACAGUGUUAAACAGCUAAAUGUAUAGUAUAGUAUUUUUAUUUUAUUACUUUGUGGAGUGCCUUUGAAUCACUUUCACUACCUUUUUAAAUAUCGUGGCUACCAAAAUGAACACUUCAAGCAUGGUUCUGCAUAUAUAUGCACAGUAUAUACUAUAAUCAUCUUUAGUUAUUUUUGUUUAAUUGCCUCCGUAGCGCAACUUUUAUAAUUAUGACCUAUGCUGUCUUUUCGCGCCACGCCAUACAAGUAAUGA
Molecule: messenger RNA, 2318 nt
Organism: Paramacrobiotus metropolitanus
Lineage: Eukaryota; Metazoa; Tardigrada; Eutardigrada; Parachela; Macrobiotidae
Exons: 5
Coding region: 276-1823 (515 amino acids)
Source: RefSeq, a predicted model, not a curated record